AUGGAAACAAAAGAAGCAUUAAAAAUAUUAGGGUUAACCGGAAAUCCAACUCCUGAGGAAAUUAAGAAAGCCUAUCGAAGAUUAUCCUUAAAAUGGCACCCAGAUAAAAAUAUUACCAACCGAGAAGAAGCCGAAAAGAAGUUUAAGGAAAUAAGUAAUGCUUAUAAAAAGUUGAACGAAAUUGGAACAGUAAAAGAGUAUGUUUGUAUUUGGUGCGAUAAAGACUUUAAUGAGGACGAUAUUCCGUGUCAUUGUUAUCGGUGCGGAAAAUCCGCUACGGUAAUUUUUGUAGAAGGAAAAGGAAUGGGUAUUCACUCAUCGUACCCUGGAUUUUUCUGUGAUGACUGCUUUAGUUCUAUCAGCGGCCUUCCUAAUUGUCAAAAAUGUGGAAAUAAUAAUUCUGAAGACGGGGAAAAUACUUCUCCACCCCCCCCUAACAAUACUACUGAUAAUCAAGGUCGAGACUGGGCUAAUAUUUCCUUGGAUUUUCGACAAUUAAGAACCGAAUACCAAAAUUAUAAACCAGAAAAUAACAACCAAGGCUUACGAACUUAUGUCGAUAGUGCCAAUAAUGACUUUAAUUAUUGCUUAUUUGCUUCAUUAGAUAAUGAAUAUAUUAUUUAUAUUAGUAACGAACAUCCUGUUUUCCUAAUAAUUUCUCCGAAAAAUACUCUUGAUUAUAAAAUUUCUUGGAAAGACAAAGAUAAAAGAACAUUCGAAAAAGGCGAUUAUGUUGAAAUAACAGAAAUGCCUGGAACUAAUAAUCCUUCGCCUGCUAAUAGUAAUGGUAAUAAUAACUCACUGCCUCCUAAUAUCCCUUCGCCCUCUCUCCCAACCCAAGGAAGGGGAAAUAAACCUACUUUGGUUGUUGAUACGCAAAAGAUUACUAACUCUUCUUCCUUGGAGAAAGCAAAAAAAGAGGCCAAAAUCCAAAUUACUGAGUUACUCAAAAGAAAUAAGGAUAUAAAAAUAGACAGUUCUUUAUGA
Molecule: messenger RNA, 987 nt
Organism: Entrophospora sp. SA101
Lineage: Eukaryota; Fungi; Glomeromycota; Glomeromycetes; Entrophosporales; Entrophosporaceae
Source: the annotation of a GenBank genome assembly